Molecule: messenger RNA, 1378 nt
Organism: Manihot esculenta (cassava)
Lineage: Eukaryota; Viridiplantae; Streptophyta; Magnoliopsida; Malpighiales; Euphorbiaceae
Product: protein BOBBER 1
Exons: 6
Coding region: 82-1104 (340 amino acids)
Biological process (GO): protein folding
Cellular component (GO): cytoplasm
Source: RefSeq, a predicted model, not a curated record
UUUCGCGACGUCUGCUGCAUUUCUGUAGUUGUAGCAUUUUUUACUCAUCGAGUCAACCGAGUUCAGCACAACCCAAUCGCCAUGGCGAUAAUUUCAGAUUAUCAGGACGACGAAAACGAGACCAAACCCAAGCCAAAGUCGAAUCCAUCGUCGUCUUCGUCUUCGUCUUCAUCUAAAACGUUGUCGUUUAAUGCGACAUUCGAUCCGAGGACUCCGAUAGGGAUUGUAGAGAGGCUGUUCGAUUUUCUGGUGAAUGAAACUGACUUUAUGGCUGAAGACACAGCCGAGAGGGAGAUCGUGGCUGUUGUGAAGGCGGCCAAGGAUAAGGUUAAAAAGAAGAUGGCGGAGGAGAGAGAAAGGGAAGCUGCUCUCAAGGGUACUGAGAGCAAGAGACUGAAGGAGGAGAAGAAGCGUGAGGUCAAAGCGGAGGAGAAGAAGCCUGAGAUCAAAGAGGAGAAGAAGCCUGUGAUCAAAGAGGAGAAGAAAUUUGAGCUCAACAAGGAGGUAAAGGCCACGGUCAAGGAGGAGCCUAUUGAGGUCGAGAAGGAGGAGCCUAUUGAGGUCGAGAAGGAGGAGGAAAGUGGCGCCAUAGUUCCAAACAAAGGUAAUGGCCUUGAUCUGGAGAAAUAUUCAUGGACACAGACCCUACAAGAGGUUAAUGUACUUGUUCCAGUUCCUUCUGGUACUAAAUCAAGGUUUGUUGUAUGUGACAUAAAGAAAAAACAUCUGAAAGUUGGUCUAAAGGGUCAGCCUCCAAUAAUUGAGGGAGAGCUUUACAAGCCUAUCAAGGUGGACGAUUGCUAUUGGAGCAUAGAGGACCAGAAUACCAUCUCAAUCCUUUUGACCAAGCAUGACCAAAUGGAAUGGUGGAAAUGCUUAGUGAAGGGAGAUCCUGAAAUUGAUACUCAGAAAGUUGAACCUGAAAAUAGCAAACUAGCUGACCUGGAUCCUGAAACACGACAGACCGUUGAAAAGAUGAUGUUUGAUCAGCGACAGAAACAAAUGGGUCUCCCAACCAGUGAUGAGAUGCAGAAGCAGGAAUUACUCAAAAAGUUCAUGGCUCAGCAUCCGGAGAUGGAUUUCUCGAAGGCCAAGAUAUCAUAAAUUGGAUCUCUUAAUUUGGCAGCGGAGGGUUAAAAGAUGGCUGGGGCGUCCAUGCUAAUUUUGUGGGUUUUCUUUUUAGUAGGGCUUGGAGUGAUUGGACUCCGUUAAUAGUUUUGAAGUGGAACAUUUUUGGAUAGGUGUCCUUUGUGGGGCUAACUUCUAUACUAUAAUGCUGGCUUUGAUUUGUCUGAAAUACUUUCCCGUCCAGCAGAUGGAUGUGAUUGGUUUUCUUGUUGAAAGUUUAUAAUCCAUAUUGCCUUGUGAUCUGAUUCAA